This is a messenger RNA of Pneumocystis carinii B80, 510 nucleotides long. RefSeq lists its product as hypothetical. The transcript has a single exon. The record is from RefSeq and is a predicted model, not a curated record. Bases 1 to 510 code for a protein of 169 amino acids. Lineage: Eukaryota; Fungi; Ascomycota; Pneumocystomycetes; Pneumocystales; Pneumocystaceae.
AUGAAAUUUCUUAAAGACUCAAUUAUAAUACGACUAUCUCCUAUUAAACACUUGGCAUAUUCAGAUCCAAGUAAAAAACUAAAAAAGAUUAUACCAUAUGAACAAAAUAAAAAAAGAAAAGCAAAAGAUAAAGAAACAAUAUCAGAGGAGCUAUCAAAUUCCAAUUUAGUUGUUAAUAAGACUAAAGAAAAAAAAAAAGAGGGAAACGUCAAAAAAAGACAUAUAAAAAAUGAAGAUUUGGGCUUUUGUAAUAAAGAUACUUAUAUAUUAAAUUCUGAAACGAAAAAAAAAGAUGAUAUAGAAUCAGAAGAAAAUAGAUCUUUUUCGCUAGAAGAACGCGACACGAAAGAUAUUGAAUAUGUAUAUAUUUCUAAUUCUACAUCACCAUUAUUAAAGACAAUAAAUAUUCAAGAUGAAUUUAUUUGGGAUAUAGAAAAUAAUAUAUCAUAUAAUAUAUCAUCAGAUAAUUAUUCAGUUAUUUCUUCAAAUCUCGAUUAUUAUAGCGAUUAG